AUGGGGAUAGCUGAGUCGAAUAUGGACAAUCUUGUUGAGUUUUCUAAACUCAUUGAGGAGCACAAACAGAAACUAUUGAGCGAUCAAGAGGGUGGUUCAUCAAAAAAGGACCAGGAAAAAAUGUUCGACUCGUUUGUCGGGCUGUCUGCCCCAAAAGAAGUAGACGUUCAUCCUCCGGCACAGUCUAAAAACAAAGGUAGUGGAAAGAGGAUGAAGAGCAACAAGGAGAAUUCGAUUGCGGCAUCACAGAAAAAGAGAAGAAUAUGCAAGACGUGUGGCGAGAGAGCCGGACACAAUGCGCGUACUUGCCCUAAAAAAGGAGAUAUGUGUAUCAGCACCGUUCACGACUAA
Molecule: messenger RNA, 351 nt
Organism: Striga hermonthica
Lineage: Eukaryota; Viridiplantae; Streptophyta; Magnoliopsida; Lamiales; Orobanchaceae
Source: the annotation of a GenBank genome assembly